CUUCGUUUCAACUUUCACCAACGUUUAUCACGGUUUUGUGAAUAUCGAUACACAACAAACCCGUAUGCGGAUCUCUCAUUGCUUGGCCCCAUGAGACAAGCUUAAGCCUUAGAUAGGUGGGCAUCCAAAUGGACAUCGUUCAUACCUAAUAUGUGAAUGCACAUGUGGACAGGACGGUGCGAUCCGGAGUGGAGAUGCGUCCGCCCAACCGGUAAUCACAAGGUCACCACCUACAAGGACCCUCACAGUUGAAUGAAAAGGCCAGCCCAAGUAGGAUUCCCAAUUUCUGGGUAUUCAGGAUGCCCACCGCCGCAAAGGAUGCUUCCGACAUACAAGACUUCCGCCACAUAGAGAAGACACCCAAAGACCUGUAUUCUCUAGAUAGCCAGUCCGCAGAUCUAGCGGUCUGUGUUUUCACAGCUCCUCCUCCUACCGGGAUCGAUGCAGAAGUUGCAGAAUUCUUCGCGAGCCUCGCCCCUGACACGUCGAAGGGUGGCAAGGCCGUCGUAAUUGACGAUGCGACCAACAGAAGAUUGAGAUGGAUGAUUCAUAAACGCGUCUUGGUCGUCAUGAUUGUCACGUACUUCUGCCAAACUUUGGACAAGGGAACCAUGAGUUUCGCAUCCAUCAUGGGUAUCACCGCCGAUACCCACCUCGUCGGUCAAGAAUAUGCGUGGCUCACGACAUGUGGUAGAUUGUAUUCCUUUGUUGUCCGAAUCACCAAUUUGAUUAGUUUGUCUUCUUUCCCUCAAGUCUACAUUGCAAUCCUUGUGUGGGAGUUUCCAACGAAUAGGCUCAUACAGCGACUGCCAGUUGGAAAAUAUCUGGCGUUCAGUAUCUCUGCGUGGGGUGCUGUCUUGGCAUGUUCGGCAGCUUGUACAAACUUCACUGGACUAGUCAUUGUCAGAACUCUCCUCGGAAUAUUCGAAUGUGUCUGUCAGCCAGCUUUUGUGUUUGUGUCAACAAUGUGGUAUACCCGAGACGAACAAGCUUUGGUUAUCGGUUCAUUUUACUCCAUGAAUGGCUUUCAGCAAUGUGUCGGAGGACUGAUCGCGUACGGAAUAGCGCAUAUUCAGCACGCUAAAUUGAAGAACUGGCAAAUAUUCUUCGCAGUGAGGUGGUUAACUCUCAUGUCUAUCUGCUCCGCUGAUCCAGUCCAACAGCUGCUUGGAUGUAUCACCUUCGUCUGGGGAAUCUUCGUCGCCUGGUGGCUCCCAGAUAGUCCAAUGAGAGCCAAGUGCUUCUCCCCUGAAGACCGUAUACUCAUGGCGGAACGGGUAAGGAAAAAUGAGACCGGGAUACAGAAUAAAGAAUUCAAAUUAUAUCAAGCAGUUGAAGCGUUCAAAGAUCCUAUCGUGUGGUCAGUAACUUUGAUAUCCUUCACAAAUGGCUUGCCGACCGGGGGUUUGGGUGCUUUCUCCAAUCUCAUCAUCACUGCUUUCGGAUAUACUCAACUACAGACGUAUCUUUUGGCUAUCGCACAAGGCAUAAUUAUCAUGACCGCCUUAUUCAGUGGAGCUUACCUUUCAAAACGAUAUGGCCAAAAACUGGUGCUUGCUUUUAUCUAUACUCUUCCUAACAUCGCUGGGACCAUUGUGUUCUUAUCUGUUCCAACUACUUCGGAAACGAAGGUUGGGCUUCUGAUUGCAUUCUACUGCACACAAGUCUUUGGAGCAGUUGCCGUACUCAACCUUUCGGUGAUGAGCGGUAAUGUAGCCGGUAGGACCAAACAAGUCGUUGCUUCUUCUCUGGUUUUUAUUGCAUGGGCCACUGGAAAUGCUGCGGGUCCUCAAGUGUUUAGAGCGAACGAUGCCCCACGCUAUGUCAAGGCAUUCAUCGUCCAUAUUGUAAUAUAUGGAAUCCAGUUGGUGGUUAUCGGCCUCUUGCGUUUACAUUUGAUGCGACGAAACCAGUCCAAGAGGUUGGCUCAGUCUCUUCAGGAAACUAGUGUGAGCGGUGAAGAUUCGAAUGAAUAUCUUGAUCACAAAAGAGCAUUUGAAGAUUUGACAGACAUAGAGAACCCAAAUUUUUUCGAAGUCGAUAUGUCCACCGCGAACGCCCAGCUUUUCGAAAUUUACUCGUGUAUACCUGUGUUAUUUCUGCCCGAAUCUCUUCGUACCAUCUACUCCAUCUAG
Lentinula edodes (shiitake mushroom) is the source of this 2135-nucleotide messenger RNA. RefSeq names its product major facilitator superfamily domain-containing protein. Gene Ontology annotation, molecular function: transmembrane transporter activity. Bases 300 to 2135 code for a protein of 611 amino acids. Lineage: Eukaryota; Fungi; Basidiomycota; Agaricomycetes; Agaricales; Omphalotaceae. The transcript has 21 exons. Gene Ontology annotation, biological process: transmembrane transport. The record is from RefSeq and is a predicted model, not a curated record. Gene Ontology annotation, cellular component: membrane.